CGGAGCUGCGCAGCCGCAACAUGUCUUGGCCUGGAAAAUUGUUAAUUACGUUUGAAAACUUCACCGCUGGCUUACCAGCCUUGACAAAUGACAAAAGUGCAACAAGUACAACGCCCUGCCCCAGCUCCUGUGAUUGUCAAUGUAAAUGUUGUCGGGGAUUCAGCCAAAAAUACGUUGCCUUCAAUGGCGAACCUGUUACGUCCCCCUCCAUUGCCGGUGAUGUCCAGAAAAUGAUGCGGUUCAGCACAGUGGAUAUGAUGCUGCUGCUACAAUCCGCACAAACGUGCGACAAUUUCUGGACAAAUAAUUUCUACAAGGCCAAUCUUCAUGAGGAUUAUAAGGUGAUUGGUGAUGCAUUUACAUCGAGACGGAGGCAGGUGGAUCUUAGCAAGCUAGUGGGGAUUAUGGACACCAUUACAACUGGUUAUCGACGCGCUGUAGGUCUUCUAUGUGGGGCCGAGGCACAUGGAGCGCUCCGACCAAGAGCUGUGGCCCCAUCCUAUCCGGGACUGCGAUGCGGCUGCCUGGACUGUGAGAAAUGGCCCUGGCGAACCCUCCAGCAGGUGGAAGCGCAUCAGCGUGUGCACAACAUGAGCGACAACUGGCACUGUCGGAUCUGCUAUCGGAGCUACUACCUUCAACACAUGCUCUCCUCCCACAUGAAAAGGAACGUGAGGCGCGGCGCCUUCGGACAACUUAUGGAAAAUGAAACCUACAAACAGCUGUUGGAGGACCAAAGGCAACAGGAAGUGGAAUUGAACCAGUCGCCUGCUAAGGUCCAGGAGAUGAUUAUCAGCAUACCCAUACCCCAGGGCGUCCACCUCGACUUUUUCAAGGAACUGAGAGUGGGGCCAUUGAAACGUAAACGUUGCCCUCUCAGCAAAUGUCCGCGAUGUAAUCACGAGUAUAAUUUUCCUUUCAGUCAUCAGUUGCACAUGCGCCGUCAUCAAGAACAGUCCAUGGACACCACCAGGUCGUGCCCCACCUGUAGGCGGUCGUUCCGUACCCGUCUCUGUCUUCUGAAGCAUCAGAAAAGAGUUCGCAUUGCCUGUCGUCUGCGAUACCGGCCCUUCAAGUGUCGCAGCUGCCGCUGGAGAUUUCAAAUAUGGUCUGCCCUGAGGGCUCAUGUGUCCCGGCUGCAUCAGCGAAGGAAGCCAUGUCUGAUAUGCCAAAUGCCCACAGUGAGUCGAUGUUGCUGCGCUCACUCUGCCCAAGAGUGCCGUGAGGCCAUUAAGAAGCAUCGAGAGAAGCUGCGCCUGCAGCGUGGACCACCGAAGGUGAACAGAAAGCAACCCAAGCCGGUUUGCAGCAUCUGCUCCCAAGAGUUGGGCAACAACUUCCUUCUAAAGGAGCACAUGAACAAAAAACAUCUACACCGGAGGGAGUUUUCGUGCGAAAUCUGUGGAUUGGCCUUCUACAGCCAGGGCUUGAUGCAAGUCCACCGGAAAGCGGUCCAUCUAAUGACGAAGAAAAUCCACUGCGAGGUCUGUGAUCUCACCAUCAAGGAUAAGAGCAAUUAUAAGCGUCACUGCCAGAGCCAGAGGCACCUGGAUCAGUUGGCCCAAGUUGCGAUGGAUCGGGGCGAAACUCUAGAGGUGAAGCCUUUCAAAGGCCGAAGAUCAGUUCCAGUACACUGUGAGCCGUGUGGCGUCACCCUCAAAGGCGACAUCAAUCAGCAUUUCCAGACCAUCAAGCACAAGCGAAAUGUUGCAAAAUCAAAAGCAAUCAAAGCGGAUAGAAAAAAUUCCUUGGAACAAUCCAACGAGCGACAGGAAUCAGUUGGCUCGGAGCCGUGUAGAUUCCAGAAACCCGAACAAGUUAACUACUGCGGCACUUGUGAUCACACGAUUAUUGGAACUAUGCACAGACACUUAAAAUCAAGAAAGCAUAGGGAUAAUUUGAUAAGAGAUAGAGAGAAAAGAGGAAGCCGUACAUGACUGAUUAAUAUUUUUAAACUUCUAUAGCUCUUUUUAAAUUUAAAUCGAAACCGUCAAAAUAUACCAAAAUUAA
Messenger RNA from Drosophila obscura, 2010 nucleotides. RefSeq names its product zinc finger and BTB domain-containing protein 41. NCBI's taxonomy places the organism in Eukaryota, Metazoa, Arthropoda, Insecta, Diptera, Drosophilidae. The transcript has a single exon. The record is from RefSeq and is a predicted model, not a curated record. The coding region runs from base 21 to 1937 and encodes 638 amino acids. Gene Ontology annotation, molecular function: RNA polymerase II cis-regulatory region sequence-specific DNA binding; DNA-binding transcription factor activity, RNA polymerase II-specific; zinc ion binding. Gene Ontology annotation, biological process: regulation of DNA-templated transcription.